CAAAAUACUCCCCAAAGUACUUGAUAGUCACUUGAUAGUUUUGGCUUUUUGCCCUCCCUUCAAUACAGUUCUCUCUCACUCACUCUCUCUCUCUCUCACUCACUCUCUCACUCUCUGGCCGUCUUUUUCUUUCUCUCUCGCUGUCUCAUUCUCCUCUUUUCCCCUCCCUUUCUCUUUCUCUCAUGUGGGUAAUAGCAGUGCCACGCUGUGGCAGUCACUCUCACAGCAGGAGGACAAGAGGCGAAGGCAGGAAUGAAAGAGCAGUUUCUUUCUCUAGGGACUGGAUGGAGCUUAUGCUCUUCAGGCAACAGGAGCAUCCAGGAUUUCCUUUUAAGGCUGGAGGGAUGUGUGAAAGCAGAGUGAGGCUGUCCUCCACUGAACAGGACUGUGCUGUUCCAGAAGGCCCUAUCACGAGGAUCUUAUAGUGCUUUUUCACCAUGAGCAUCGCAGUGUCACCGGUGGCCAGUGAGGCUGCCUCCCCCAUGAUCACCUCCGUCACACCUACCCUGGAGUCUGUCCCUAAGGAGGAGCAGCCAGGCCCCUGUGGGUCCAGCAGCAUCAUGGACGGUGUAGGUCAGGCCCGGGACCCCUGUAGGAGUUAUCAGAAGCCCCCUCCUCUGCACACGGGAGCCGAUUGGAAGGUGGUGCUCCACCUGCCAGAGAUAGAGACCUGGCUGAGAGCCACAGCAGAGAGGGUGAGCGAUCUCACUCACUCCGUCCAGCAGGACAGCCACAACAGGCAUGUGGAUGUUCACCUGGUGCAGCUAAAGGACAUCUGUGAGGACAUAUCAGAUCAUGUGGAGCAGAUCCACGCUCUGCUGGAGACUGAGUUCUCCCUGAAGCUGCUGUCCUAUUCGGUCAACAUCAUCGUGGACAUCCGCAGCGUGCAGCUGCUGUGGCACCAGCUCCGCGUCUCCGUGCUGGUUCUGAAGGAGAGACUCCUCCAGGGCCUGCAGGACUCCAACGGCAACUACACCCGCCAGACUGACAUAUUGCAGGCCUUCAGCCAGGACCACGAUCAGGCCCGACUGGAUGCAUUGACAGAGGUGGAUGACUCGGGUCAGCUGACCAUUAAAUGCAGCCAGGACUACUUUUCCUUGGACUGUGGCAUCACUGCUUACGAGCUGAGUGACUACAGCCCACACGAGGAGGACAUAGAGGGCCGGGUUUCAGGCCAAGAGACACGCUCCCUUUACCCUGAGCUGGAGCGAGACUUUCCUGAGCUGCUCCAGAGCGUAGAUCUCCUGACCAUUGCUGCCUCCAGACAGAGCCAAGAACCACCACCAGAAUCCACCGAGGGUACCCAAAGUGGGCCCGGGGACCAGUCACCAUCCACAGGCGAUUCUAUGCAGGGUAGCACCUUUCAGGGAGAGAACGGCCUUGGCUUGUCCAAGCGACCGCUUCAGGGCUCCCACAGUAGCAAAGUAUCUCCAACACAGCCCUCAAUGCCCAAAAAGCCCAUGUACAUGGAGGCAAGCCUCAGCAGACCCUCUCCUCUGCAGUACCAGGCUGACAUUAGCAGAAGCACACCUUCUCUCCUGGACCUGCCUGAUCGUUCCAAGUUCUGGCUGGAGCUAGAGACAGUCUAUCCCAGCAAUGGGAGUCAAUCUGAUGAGAACCUCCAUAUGAUGAACGGUAAAAAUCGUCAGACAAAUCGCCAAGCAACUUUUCAGAAGCAUAUAACCAUUGGUAGGGCCCUGAUUCCCCUUCAGAGAAGCUCAUCUGAAUCGAGGCCGGAAUAUAGCACUGAGACUACUAACCUGCAUUUAAGCCCAAAGAACAAGCCCUCAAAUAAUAAGUCCAACAGUGACUUCUCCAGUCUUCCAUCUUCAUCAGGGGAGGACACCUCAGACCAUGACCCUCAUGAAAGCUCCUCCAGCCCAGACAAUCACGCAGGUACCACAGGUUGUCUGUGGAUCAUGCCUCAUGCACCCCAACCAGCCAAUAGUAGCCCUAAAGAUGAUUGUUGGUAUGGUUCAGAGGAGUUCCUGGCCCUUCCUGCUCAGCUAAGGAAAACUGAAAUGCUGGCACUGAAGCUGGAGAGCCUUGCACAGGCCUUACCCCCGAGAGCUCUCCAGCAACCCAUCCAGGAUGUAGACGACUGGGAGCUGACUGAGGCCAACCCAGAAUGGGAGAGCGGCCUCCAUCUUCUUCCCCCACAGUCCUACAAGAAGCAGUUCACAGGACGAUGUUUCUCGUCCUCCUCCAGUGACGUCGCCCCCUCUGUAGAUGAAAGCAUUGAGUCUGGGCCCCUCAGUGAUCUGAUAUCUGAGGAUGAGGGUGGCUGGAGCAGGCCUGAGUCCCGGAGAACUGAGAGGAAUGCCUUACAGCCCAAAGUCUCUCAGAUGGUGUUCCAGUGUACACCUCUGAUCCAGCAGCUACUGCAGGACAUCCAGCACCAAGAGAACUACCAGGACAUCUGGGGAAAGAUAGAGGGGUUCGUCUCUAAGCUGGAUGAGUUUAUCUGCUGGCUGAGAGAAGCGCUGGAGACCACUGAGAACUGGACUCCACCCAGAGCCGAUACUGACAGCCUCCGACUCUACCUGGAAACACACCUUAGCUUCAAGCUGAACGUGGACAGUCACAGCGCUCUGAAAGACAGUGUGCUGGAGGAGGGGAGGCAGCUGCUGGAACUCAUCACCUCCCACAAAUCAGGUCUCCAGGACAUGCUCCAGAUGAUCGCGCACCAGUGGCAGGAGCUGCAGAGGCAGAUCCGCCGGCAGCACAGCUGGAUGCUGCGAACUCUGGACACCAUCAAAGCCCGUAUUGUGGCCAGCGAGGGUUCUCCAGACCCCGAGGACCCUGUGGACCUCGGUCCCCAUGCCAGCCCCAAGUCACAGGUGCAGCAGUGUCAUGCAGAGGCCCAGAGGGAUAUUGUGGAUCAGAUGAGUUUAAAGCUCAGGAGUCAGCAGUACUCCAGCUCCAGCAGGAACAGAGACUUCUCCCUUAUGUCCAAGUUCAACAGCCUAUCGGAGUUCCAGACCGAGUACCAGGAGCUCUGGGAUUGGCUGAUGGACAUGGAAUCCAUUGUGACGGACAGCCACGAACUGAUGAUGUCAGAGGAGCAGCAGCACCAUCUCUAUAAGGGGAACAGUGUAGAGAUGGCCAUGUGGCUCCCGAAGAAGACGCAGCUCCUGGGCUGGGCGGAGAGUCUGAAGAGGAGCAGCACAGAGCUGCCUGCUGACUUUGAGGAGUGCCUCACUGCACUCAGGGCCAAGUGGAAUCAGCUAGAGAAGACCCUGGGGGAGCAUGUGGAGGUGCGAGCGGGUGAUCCAGGUUCUCGCAGGCUGCUCUCUCCAGGCACCAGCAGCAUGGUGGCUCAGCUGGAGAGUAAGAUCAAGGAGCUGAAGAGCUGGCUGAGGGACACCGAGCUCUUCAUCUUUAACCUCAGCCUCCGAGCAGACGCGCAACAUCAGAACCACACACAACAAGACCCCCAGCCAAACUCGCAACACGACCCACGAGAAGACCCACAGCUGGACCCAGAAGUUGCCAAGCAGCUGGAGCACUUCAAGGCUCUGUGUGUGGAGGUGCGAGGCAGGAGGAAGGGUAUAGCCUCUGUGCUGCGGCUGUGUCAGCGCCUGCUGGAGGGGCCGGAGGAGCAGAGCUCUGAAGCCGAGCGCCAGUCUCUGCAGCUUCUGCAGGUGAACCUGGAGAGGCGCUGGGAGGCCAUCAUCAUGCAGGUGCUCCAGUGGCAGAGCCGCCUCAAACGUACCCUGGGCAGAGAACAGGUCCCUGGCAACCUGAUUGAACCAUCGCUUAUGGAUCUUCGUGGCCAAACAGAAGACUCUUGGGAAUGGGAUGAAAUGGACAUGACUAUAGAUAAUAUGGAGUCGCAGGAAUGUGACAUCCCUUCAGAAAUGCCGCUCCAUUCUGUUGGGGAGCUUUUAAAUGUGACUGAGUCAUGUCCCACACAGCCCACAACAAGCCUGAGCACCUUAGAGACAAAUCCAAUGUCUUCCCAAGUUUAUCAGGUGUAUAAUCUACAUCACGUGGAGUUAUACCAACAGCCGCAGUACAAUCAUAAGAGUUCUCCAAAUACCACCAAAACCAAAGGGAAGCAGCCUCUGCUGAAGAGCCUAAGCAAGGAUUCCUCUUUUUCCUCAGUGGAGUCGUUGCCUGAUAUUUUAGGAGGGCUACUGAGUGGGAAACAGGGGUUACUAACGGAUUUAGCUAGGAGAUCAGAAAGUGAGAGUGGGAUAGUCAGUGAGGGAGACACUGAGACCACAGCCAAUUCUGAGAUCUGUCUGCUUUAUCAGUGUGAAGAUCAAAAAAUCACUCCCCCUAUUCGAUCGGAAUCACCUUGUAUAGAUCAAUUGUCAGAUGAAGACAUAGACAGGAUCCUUCAGCGUGCCAACAAAUGUGCAGAGCUCGGAGACAGUCUGGCAGAGGAGACGAAGAACCAAAGAUUUUGUAUGGUGAGGAGGAAGAAAGAAGAGUCUGGAGAAAGCAGGAGAAAACACAGAAAGGAACCAGUUGAGAUCCUCAUUAAUGGACGCUGUGUCAGUCCUGAGUCUGAAGACUGUGACACUGGAGCUUUCAGUGCUGGAGCUGAUGACAAAGGAAGAGUCCGAAAGGAGCAUUCUCAGUUGUCUCAAGGGUCUUCUCUGGACUCCUUGUAUGCUGUGGGAGAAUUAUUUCCAUCGGCCAAAGAGACACUCACACGCAGCACAUCUCUUGAGAGCUGGCUGGCUCCGUGUAAGGCUUCAGAGGAAGUGGGCAGUCAGGGAAGUCUGAGGGACAUCGGCCUGGCCCCAGAGCCCACUGGGGAGCUGAGCAGGAGAACUCUGGAGUUGCUCAAACGACUUGAAAACAUCCGGACCCCUCUUGCCCAGAAGAUGACCCGCAGUGUUUCUGACGUCACCCUUCAGAGCAGCUCUCUUCGUCUACCCUGUCGAGGGCAACGUUCAGGGGGCCCCGCAUCUUCUGCCAACGAGAGCUUAGCAGCUUCUCUAACAGAGCUGAGCAGCGUAGAGGACUCAUCAGUGGCAUCUGAAGAUCUGGCUGUACAGAAGAACCGCCAUGUUGCCGUCAAUUCCAACAAUUCCUUCAAGAAGCACUGCCGUAACCAGCAACUGACGGAUGAGACAGAUGCCAGCAUCAGCAUGGUGGUCAAUGUGUCUUGCACCUCAGCUUGCACUGAUGAUGAAGAUGACAGUGAUCUGCUUUCCAGUUCCACUCUGACCCUAACAGAGGAAGAGCUGGGCAUCAAGGAUGACGAAGACUCUAGCAUUACCUCUGAGGAAGAGUACAUUGAAGGCUCUUUUGCACUGGGGCUGGACUACAUGAAGGGAGAGUUUCAGAGCUGGAUUAAGCACAGAUCACAGAACAAGGAAAAGAAUGAGGCAGAUCUUGGUGAUGAGUUGCGAUGUGGAACCCUGUCCAGAGAGAUUCUUUCCCCUGUGAGGACCACAACAGAUCGCCAAUUCUUGAAUCGAGCUGCUCUAAAGCUCUUAGAGGCAAACACAAAUGCAAGGAAUGACAGCCUCAAACAGGAGGAAGCGGACAGCAGUCGCAGGGAUGCUACCAGAAGUUACAUCAGCCGCUUUGUGGAUGACAUGGAAAAUGGGAACGUGGACAGCUCCCACAUCAAAGGGAAAGAUGAGGACGACGAGCUCCUUAGAGAAGAAGGGACUCUGUUCACUAAGAAAGGAGAGUCAUGUAAGGACUGCCGUACUGUGAAUGCGUUAAACGGUGAUAUAACGGCUACGGGAACUGCCGCCUCACCUGCCUCGUGUGAGCAACUGAACCCACAGUCCAAAGAGUCUUCUCUUGAGGGACAGCUGAAAGGUGAGCUGCCAUGCCACAGCUCCCGUCGCCCGUCUCCAUCUCUGUCUCCAAUGGAUGAGUGCUCAGGGUCCCACCAUAACAUACUGGGAGCCGCUCACUUGAGCUCACAGGAGCGGCUGGCAUCCUUUCUGAACGACGUCCAUGAAAAUCACUCAGAGAGCUUGUCAGGCUGCUGUAGACACCCGUCCUUCCCUGCUGAAGAGGAGAACAGUGAGAACGUUCACAGCUUUGUGAUGGAGAUCAUCGACAUGGCAUCGGUGGCAAAGAAAACGAAAGAUGCACAAACAGAGCACCCUCAGGAAGCCUCCAGCCCAACCUCGGUUUCUCAGAUCAGAGAGAAAGUUCUCGAACACUCGCAUCGGCACAUCCAUUUACGCAAGGGGGACUUCUACAACUACCUGUCACUUUCUUCCCAUGACAGUGACUGUGGAGAAGUCAGUACCUGCACAGAAGACAAGAGCAGCACGCCAGUCCUCUCCAGAACCCCAGAAAUCCGCGACGAAGAGCCUCUGUUCGAGGCUUGCACGGAAGAAGUCUACCUAGGCCCUCCUCUCUGCUACAGCAUGUCCAUUAGCAAAUGGCCCAUGAGACGCAGCACCAAACUAAUAGACCCCUUAUGUCCCCUGAGCCAAGCACCUCCACUGGCCUGUGAUGAAUACCAAAAAGCGCAUAGUAUUUCUCCAGGUAGUAUAGCUGGGAGCCAGCCGCAGUGCCAUAAUGAGGCUCCUUAUCUUAAUCCUUUACCAUGUGAAACCCUGAUAGACACUGUUGAAUGUUUUGCAGAUACUAAAAUGCUUGAAUCCAAUAUUUCCCCUGUAAUGACUAAGAUAAGUGUCUCUUGCUCCAGUACAAAUCCUUUAAAAGAGGAAGGCGGCCUAUAUAUUAAUCCUAAAAUUAACUGUCCCCCGAUAAGAAAGAGUGAUAGGGAUGAAAGAGGUGCUGCUUCACAGUGGAUGAAACAGAAGAAUGUCAAAAAAGGGCGCAGCUCUCCUCAGGAAGCCAAGUCAACUCAUAAACAGUUGCCAAGGUCAGAGGGUGGUGUGGGGCUGCCGGAGACAGGCCGCAGGGCUUCGUUCAGCACUCGCCGUUCAGACAGCUCAUCUGCAGUGAGGAGUGGAGUGAGCAGCAGGCCCCAGGCCAGGGUUCCUACUAAAUUUGCACAGACUCUUGCCAGCCAUGGAUCUAAGGCCUAAAUGGAGAGUUUAUGUCACUGUGUUCUUAUUCCAUGUUCUGGAAUCCUUCUUUGAUUCUGGUGCAUGGACUCCUUUUCUGGCACUGAAUGGUUUUCUGGCCCUCCUCCUCCUCCUCCUCCUCCUCCUUUUGCUCUAGCACCCACUUCUGACUUUUUAGCCUGGUGACUUUGGUGCGACCUUGACCUUGGUGUUACUUCCUCACUGCUCGUCCUGGAACCCAGAACGGAGGAGCUACCUCGCUGGUCUUCCACCCUGACACUCCUGACCCUCACUACCAAACCCUAUUAUAAACACGCAGCAGUCGCCGGUAGCUCUCAAUAGCUCAUAUCAGCCAAUGGCUGCAGGUAUAUCAGCGCAAGUCACAGGUAUCUCUCAUUUGCAGCUUUUGCAGAGUGGAAGUAAGGUGCAGCACAUAGUAGAGGCACAACUUGUACGUGUGAGUAGGCCAUAGCCGUGUGGCAUGACGAUGUCUCAGUUGGUCUGGAGAGCAGCUUCCUCCAGCUUCACUCAGCUCCACUCUUCCUGCGUGUGUGUACGAUGCUUUUGCACAGGUGGAAGCCUGGACCCAUGGACUGUUAAAACGAUGCGUGAUGGAGUACAGCUGUCUAUGCAACCCAGCAGCGGUGUGAGGUUGUGUGGGAUGGGAUUCGCGCCAGUUAAAGAGUAAAUGGGAUGCUGUUCACUACUGUUUUUUUCUGAUUUCUUUGUUUAUUUGUUUUUUUUAAUCCUCAAGAUUUGGAGAAACAAAGAGGUGUUUUAGACUUUAAAGAGUUUUGUGCCUUGCAGUUAUUUCUUAUAACUUUUGUUAAAACACUGCUUUUUUCCAUGUCGCGUGUUCAGUAAUUGUUGAGAACGUGGACUUAACAAGCAAGGUUUGAGACUAAUGAAUGGGGCAUCUGUAUAUAUGUAUACUGUACGUGCAAAUCUUGGUGUAGACCGAUGGUAUAAAUGCUUGUGUUAGUGUACAACUGUGUGUGUUCUGUGAUGUGAAUAAUUAUAAGCCUUAAAGUGCUAGAAUGCAUGGUUAACUGUAUACAAGCUCUUCAGAAAUAAACAUAAUUUAUUGAA
Astyanax mexicanus (Mexican tetra) is the source of this 8051-nucleotide messenger RNA. RefSeq names its product A kinase (PRKA) anchor protein 6 (gene akap6). NCBI's taxonomy places the organism in Eukaryota, Metazoa, Chordata, Actinopteri, Characiformes, Acestrorhamphidae. The coding region runs from base 438 to 6983 and encodes 2181 amino acids. The record is from RefSeq and is a predicted model, not a curated record. The transcript has 15 exons.